Sphaeramia orbicularis (orbiculate cardinalfish) is the source of this 1619-nucleotide messenger RNA. RefSeq names its product olfactomedin 4-like 1 (gene olmf4l1). Gene Ontology annotation, biological process: signal transduction. The record is from RefSeq and is a predicted model, not a curated record. The coding region runs from base 88 to 1482 and encodes 464 amino acids. The transcript has 7 exons. Lineage: Eukaryota; Metazoa; Chordata; Actinopteri; Kurtiformes; Apogonidae.
UUUGGAAGGAAACGGGUCAAACGUGGACGAUGAGUCUCAUUCAGAGUCUGAACAUCAUCCACUUCACUGAGUCUGAGACCAUCGACCAUGAAACGGAGCCUCGUCCUGUCGCUGUUUCAGCUGUUCCAGCUGUUCCAGCUCAUCACCGUCACACAGUCGUCCGCUGACAGCUGUGUCUGUGAGCUGAUAAACUCCCAGAAGCCUUUUCCUCAUGACAGACUGAACACAGCGAAGGAUGAAGCCUCCAGAUGCAACAGAAACAUCAGCUUAAAAAUGUCUGCAGACAUGGACACUCUCCUCCUGGCGUUGGACCGUCGUCUUCCUCAGAUCCAGUCCGAACUGUCGUUGCUGGAGGUCGAGGACGAUCGUGACCUUUACGGACUCCUCAGCCUCGUGGUCAUCGAGAACGAACUGUUGGAGAUCACGCAGAUCCUGGAGAAACUCAACGGGUCGACCGAGGGACACCAGCGCCUCACCGCCAACACCCAACAACAGAUCAUGCACAUCAAAGAAGAACUGAAGGAUCUGCAGGAGCUCGACACCAUGGAAGUGGUGAAACGACAACAGGCCAACCAGCGCCUGAAGAGGGACCUGGACCAGUGUAGGAACGGCCUCCGCACAAAGGCCCCAACCACCAGCCCCCCCCCAGGUUUGUGUCCCUACGGUCGGUUCAUGAACGUUUCCGGACCCCGGGUCUUCACGGCAGGAGAAUAUCCAGGCAGUUUUAAAUAUGGAGCCUGGGGUCGCGACCCUAAACCGGACCCAGGAAAGGAGCACUGGUACUGGAUGGUACCGAUGGCCUCCAGUAACAGAUACGCCCACUACGUCCGACGCUACAGCAGCCUGAGCUCACUGAUAGUCGGCGUUAGUCUUCCAGGUAACGUCAUGAUCCACAGCUCCAACCCGACCACCAACACCGUCCAGGGUCCAAAUGUGGUGAUGUACGGAGAGGCCUUGUAUUACAACUGCUACAACCGGGACGCUGUCUGCCGCUUCAACCUCACCACCAAAACCAUCAGCGACCUGCAGUUACCCAGAGGAACCAGGUUUAACAACAAGGCGAACUACUGUCACCUGGAGGAAUGUUACCCGUUCACCGACCUGGACCUGGCCACAGACGAGUCCGGCGUCUGGGUCAUCUACACCACCAACGACAACUUCGGUAACCUGGUUCUGUCCAAGAUCGAGGAGGGCAACCCGCUGAAGCUGGGCCAAACCUUGCAGACGUCUGUCUACAAACAGGCCGUGACCAACGCCUUCAUGGCGUGCGGCGUCCUCUACGUCACGCGCUACGUCAACAGAGACCAGGAGGAGAUCUUCUAUUCUCUAGACACGGUGACCGGGGACGAAAACUUCAACGUCGGCAUAAUUUUCCACAAGGUGCUUCCCAACAUCCUCGCCUUGAACUACAGCCCCGUGGACCAGAUGCUCCACGCCUACUGCGACUCCAACAUGGUGUCCUACAAAGUCCUGUUUGAGUAAACCACCACCGCUUCAACCAAAAAGUACUAACACCGCUAACAAAUUACAAAUGUGACUGUCAGGUACAUUCUUUAUGCAUUUACACAUUGUUAAAAGGAAAUGAGGGGAAAAUUAAUAAAAAUGCAGUGAAAAUUCAA